GAAAAAAGAAAAAAAAGAAGAAUGGCGGCAAGCGCAUUCUACCGUUUUCCUUCAACCAUCGCUUCUUUCUCCUGCUCCACGGACAGAAAAUCGCCACUUUCUCACUCGCACCACUGCAAGAUCUUCAAGCCAGUUUCAAUUUCUGGGCUAAAAUCUCCUUCCGUCAGAGUUUGCAACAACAGGUUGAAAUUUUCGAGUUCAACAAGGGUGGUCUCCCGUCAGGUUUUUAAGGUCCGUGGAUUGGUGGAUGGUGAUUCUGCGGCAGGCCCGGAACCAGAAUCAGAUAUUUCUGAAGUGGGUGCUACUAUUGACUUAAAGCUGCCAAGAAGAAGCAUGCUUGUAGAAUUUACUUGCAACUUGUGUGGUGAAAGAACAAGGAGACUUGUAAACCGAUUAGCCUAUGAAAGGGGUGUCAUUUUUGUUCAGUCCCUUUGUUCGAAUUGGCUCUUCUUCUUUGUCUCUGGAAAACUGCACGUUUUUGAGGAAAAAGAAAACAAAGAGACCCGGAGAGAGAAAUAGAGAGGCAAAGAUACUUGAAGCUUAAACAUGGAGAUCAGACUUGUGCCUCAUCAAAGAGAAGCUUUUCGGCAAGGAUCACUCUAUUUCAUUUGUAUGUGUCUAUCAAUUCACUAUGAGGUAACAAUUGCGGCUUUUUUCAAGCCCUUCAAUGUCACCUACAAUCACAGGGCUCUCAUCAUCUAUGGCAAGCGCCACAUGCUCGUCUCAACUGAAAUUCACUACCCAUGCUUCAAUGCCACUUCCAAGGUUCUCUACUAACUGUCAUGCCCAAUUGUGUUUUUGAGAGGACGGAGCAUAUGUGCAUGGUGUGUUCUUCUGUAAUUUUAAGAUAAUUUAGGGCUUUUAGAGGUUACUCCCAUUCUGUUCUUACACUUUAAGUUGCAUUAUCACUUUCCUGCAGUCUCAUCUAUGCGCAAAUUAACCUAUUCACUCUCACUCUCCCAAGAAACUGAUGCUCAAUAAAAAUCAUAAAAAUUUCUUGAAACUUGCAGAGACACAGCAAUCAUUGGGUUGGCUUUCCACCAAGUUUGAUCAAAACCGUACUUGAAUUACUUGGUUCCAUGGUGGAGUAGCCUCUAUAGGAAAAUGCUACAGCCUACCUUUAGUCUGCCGUGGUGCACAAUAGCCUCACUGGGCAUUCUUUUUCUUUUUUUUAAACUUGUUGGUUCCGCUUUGCAAAAUCACCUCAUUUAUGACUCUAAACCCAGUGUUCAGGACCAUGUGAGCUUGUGAGAGAGAUGGACUGAGAGAAAGAGAGGUAGAGAUGAAGCAGUUAGAGAGAGAUAGAUUGAGAGAAAGAGAACGGAUGUUAGAUAAAAUGGACAGAAGGCUGUGGUCGCUCCAUUUGUUACAGUUUAUGAUUUUUUUUCACCACCUUAUAGUACAAGCUAACUAGUGGUUCUCAGAAAAUAAUUCAUGGCUAAAUUUGCACCUUUACCCUAUAAAAUAUAAAGCAAUUAUGCUGGUUGCUUGCUAACCUGUACGCUUAAGCUUAAUCUUCAUUUUCCUGAUGUUUGCAAACAAUUAAAUUCUUUUUUAUAUGUUUAUUGGUAAUCUGACACUGAUCUUUGGCAACUUUGCCCCCUUUAGCAACAAAGGAAGGGGGUCAAAUCACUGGCUUUAGAAUCUUUUUUUUUUAUUACUAUUUUCCCCCUUUACAUUUGCAUGAAUUUGAAAUUGAAGGCCACCUUUAUUGGUGCAUCAAUUUUUCAGUGGUUGCUAUGCCAUGUACAUAAUUGAUCCAAACACCGAGGCACCCAUUUGAAACGUAAUAAAGUGUAACACAAAUUUGUGCCUCCUGAGAAAAUUCUCCAAUGCCCUUACUUUUUCCUUUGUUGUAAAGAAAGUUAUAUUUACAUUGGCUAUACUGAUUAUUUAUGAAUUGCUUGAUAAUUUAUGGCCAUAAUUUGUUGAUAUAAAUAUAGUGGAAGUAUUCAUCCUCUUGUGAAUAAUUUGAAGUGGACCUUAUUAGUGUGCAGGAUGUCUUCAGCAUCACAAAUUAGUUGACAAUCUUGGCCUCAUCACAGAGUAUGAUUUCCGGGAGAAAACCAAGCUGGACUCCGAAAUUGAUCAAGUUUAAUGCGAUAAUUCUGGAUGUUGUAAUCUUCUUUAUAACUUAUCCAAGUUAUUUAGAUGAUUUGAAAAUUUAUAUUCAUUAUUAUAUCCAAGCAAAUAUUUUGAAAAAUA
Molecule: messenger RNA, 2205 nt
Organism: Prosopis cineraria
Lineage: Eukaryota; Viridiplantae; Streptophyta; Magnoliopsida; Fabales; Fabaceae
Exons: 4
Coding region: 22-519 (165 amino acids)
Biological process (GO): protein import into mitochondrial matrix; protein folding; protein stabilization
Cellular component (GO): mitochondrion
Molecular function (GO): protein-folding chaperone binding; zinc ion binding
Source: RefSeq, a predicted model, not a curated record